Messenger RNA from Mesocricetus auratus (golden hamster), 1864 nucleotides. RefSeq names its product calcium voltage-gated channel auxiliary subunit gamma 2 (gene Cacng2). Gene Ontology annotation, molecular function: voltage-gated calcium channel activity; channel regulator activity. Bases 848 to 1819 code for a protein of 323 amino acids. Gene Ontology annotation, cellular component: postsynaptic density membrane; AMPA glutamate receptor complex; voltage-gated calcium channel complex. The record is from RefSeq and is a predicted model, not a curated record. Lineage: Eukaryota; Metazoa; Chordata; Mammalia; Rodentia; Cricetidae. The transcript has 4 exons. Gene Ontology annotation, biological process: transmission of nerve impulse; positive regulation of synaptic transmission, glutamatergic; neurotransmitter receptor internalization.
CUCGCGCGCCCUAUCGCUCGCUCACUCGCUGGCUUCCAAGGAGCUUUGCGGAUCGGGAGAGGGAACCCCGCCUCGAUUCUCCGGGAGAAACCCCCUCCCUCCCCCACUUCGCCGACACUACCCCCGCCACCAACAACAAUAACCGCGGCUGCUCGUCCUGCCGCCGCCGCGCCCGCCAGCCCUGCUGCCACCGCCGCCACCGCUGCCACCGGGGCACAACCAUGGGAGGCAAGACCCCCGCACCGGUGCAGCUGAGCUCGAGGGCUUGCAGAAGACUGGACAGUCUCCUCUGAAACGGAGGCACCCUGAGAACCACCUUCCUCCCCAAGGAAGAGAACUGGCAAAGCCACGGAUUUUCAUGGCGCAGGCCGCAGAGCCGCGAACGAAGACCGAAGGUUGCUUCCCGGCUCUCCCAGUCUCUAACUGUCUAGGUCCGGACCAUGAGAGAUGGUGUUGAAAAUUCGGCUGUUCCCUGGCGCGCUGUGGAAGCCAUCUCCAAAUUAGCGAUCACAUAUGGAAACUGGAGACCAGAAUUUUAGGAAAAGAGAUUAAGGCAUCUCACUUGGGGGGGGUGGGGGGUGUCUUUUUAUUUAUUUUCCCUUUUUUUAAAAAAAAUCGCUGCAACUGGAACAGUUUUUUGAUCUCAAAAGGCAAGCCUCUCUUCCCGUGUGAUCUUUAUAAUUUACACACUUUUCCGUGAGCUUUCUUAUCUCCCUUUUUUUAUAUCUCUCCAUAUUCUCUAUUCACACAUAUAUCCAUUAUAUUAGUAGUGGAAUUACCAUUCGCACCCUCACACACACGCUCCUGAGAACCAGAAGUCGGUUGGGUGUUUAUAUAAUGAAGAAUUAUGGGGCUGUUUGAUCGAGGUGUUCAAAUGCUUUUAACCACCGUUGGUGCUUUCGCUGCCUUCAGCUUGAUGACCAUCGCUGUGGGAACCGACUAUUGGCUGUACUCCAGAGGGGUUUGCAAGACCAAAAGUGUCAGUGAGAAUGAAACCAGCAAAAAGAACGAGGAAGUUAUGACCCAUUCUGGAUUAUGGAGAACCUGCUGCCUCGAAGGGAACUUCAAAGGCCUGUGCAAGCAAAUCGACCACUUUCCAGAGGAUGCAGACUACGAAGCAGACACCGCAGAGUACUUCCUCCGGGCCGUGAGGGCCUCAAGUAUCUUCCCGAUCCUGAGUGUGAUCCUGCUCUUCAUGGGUGGCCUCUGCAUCGCAGCAAGCGAGUUCUACAAGACACGCCACAACAUCAUCCUGAGCGCUGGCAUCUUCUUCGUGUCUGCAGGCCUGAGUAACAUCAUUGGGAUCAUCGUGUAUAUAUCAGCCAAUGCUGGGGACCCCUCCAAGAGUGACUCCAAAAAGAACAGCUACUCCUACGGCUGGUCCUUCUACUUCGGGGCCCUGUCCUUCAUCAUCGCCGAGAUGGUCGGGGUGCUGGCCGUGCACAUGUUUAUCGACCGCCACAAACAGCUGCGGGCCACGGCCCGCGCCACCGACUACCUCCAGGCCUCUGCCAUCACCCGCAUCCCCAGCUACCGCUACCGCUACCAGCGCCGCAGCCGUUCCAGCUCGCGCUCCACCGAGCCCUCUCACUCCAGGGACGCCUCGCCCGUGGGCGUGAAGGGCUUCAAUACCCUGCCGUCCACGGAGAUCUCCAUGUACACCCUCAGUAGGGACCCCCUGAAGGCUGCCACCACGCCCACCACAACCUACAACUCAGACAGGGAUAACAGCUUUCUCCAGGUCCACAACUGUAUCCAGAAGGACAGCAAGGACUCUCUCCACGCCAACACAGCCAACCGCCGGACCACUCCCGUAUGAAGACGGUGGAACCGGGGGACCUGGGAGGCUUGGCCCGUGGGCUGG